AUGUCAAGUCGGGCAAAUGGAUGCAACGAGGACGACAUUAUGGCGAGUAGGAAGGCUAUUCGUCGGAGAGUGCAGGCAGAUGCGGUGGAUCACAAGCAGACCGCCGCAGUAGCAGUGAGCGAAGCAUUACCAGCCUGGAACCUGGACCACCAGCCGGAAGAAGUGCAAGAGGCAUUGCUAGGUCUAGAAGUGCUAUGGAGGGAGAAAGACAAGCGAAUCAAACUCCUCCAACGACUAUCAAACCCCUGGCCUGAGGACCAACAGAGCGGAAUCCACAAAGACCGAGCCCCCGCACCUUCCUCCCCAUCACCACCAAAAUCCCACCUCCCCGAAUCCACCGCCGCCCCCAUCUCCCACCCCACCUUCCGCCACCUCCUCCUCACCUCCCCCAACGACAAAACCACCCGGCAAAUCCUGCGCGCCCAACUGCUCCGCUGUCGAACACCUUACGACAUAAAACUCAUCCUCGCCUUAUGCUUCACCCUCACGCCCCGCCUCAAAACCCACAUCGCCGCCCUCCACGAACCCCUCGUCCGCGCACUCUACCGCUGCCGCGCCCAGGUCCCCGAUACCGCCGUCCUGAGCUUAUUAAACGCCAUGCGGGCCCGCUACGCCGUGCACGAAGUCCCCUUUAACACGCAACUCCUCGCCUUGGGCCUCAAAUUCGCCGCUCGCACACGCAGUUUGGCGGAUAUGAAGAAGUACCUCCGUGCCUUGUCCAGGGAUAGGAGGGAUGUGACGAGUAAUGUCUUCCGGGCCACGAUAGCGAAAUUCUCGAUUGGACAUAGGGGAUUAGGCGAGAUUCGAAACGGACGCUGGAAACGGCACGAACUCCUCCAAGUCCUAACCGGUUUCCACGAUUGUGCUCAGUUACCCCCCAAACAACAAUUCCAUCUGGGGACGUUUUUGGAUAGGAGCGAUUGGCAGUACCUCCACGGCUGGAUCGCCGCGCUCGCACGAUGUAGAGAUGCGGAGGCGGUUUGGAGGGAAUGGCAGUUGUGGAAAUUGAGUGAGGGGCGGCGGAGACCGAAGGUUUUGAAUGUGCCCCAGAGGGUUGUGACGACGAGGAGUCGGGGGGAUUAUUGGUUCGUGGAGCAGAUGGCUUAUGCGGGCGGGGUGGGGUAUGCCUGGCGGAUUGUCGAAGAAAUUGACAUGGGGUUUGGGAGGAUGAAAGAACGUAUUAAAACUCGGCUGCUUGAGGGGUUGGAGUUUUGUCCUGCCGAAUACUUUUCUGUCCAUAGGGAUGCUAUUCGGGAGGCUUUACUCAGGAAAUGCGAAACCGACUUGUCUUUGAUUGAGAAGGCGAUGAGUGUUUCGUGGAUACCGACGGAUCUGGAUGAUGAGGCACAGGGGUAUCAUGUUCUAUUUGAAGAGCAGGAGGCUGUGUUGGAGCGGUUGGGGGAGGAAGGGUGGAAGGUUGAGGAGGAUUUUGGGUUUCCGUAUGAGGGGGAGGGGAUUGUACCGGUUAGGGAGAGGGGGUUGCAUGAUGCUGGUGUUGUUGAGGAGGGGGAGGGGGAGGGGUGA
Recurvomyces mirabilis is the source of this 1524-nucleotide messenger RNA. RefSeq lists its product as uncharacterized. NCBI's taxonomy places the organism in Eukaryota, Fungi, Ascomycota, Dothideomycetes, Mycosphaerellales, Teratosphaeriaceae. The record is from RefSeq and is a predicted model, not a curated record. Bases 1 to 1524 code for a protein of 507 amino acids. The transcript has a single exon.